UCCAAAAAAUUAAAUUUAUCUGCGUGUUUCGUAAAUGGCUCAAAAUGAUAUUAUGGAUUGGUUUAAAGGAAUACCAUUGAUCACAAGAAUAUGGUUUUCUUUAUCAAUUAUUAUUCCAUUAGCUGGAAGAAUUGGUUUGCUAAAUCCUUAUUAUAUGAUUUUAUUAUAUGAGCCUACAAUCAAACAUUUUCAAUUAUGGAGACCUAUAACAGCUUUGCUUUAUUAUCCCAUAUCUCCCGCAACGGGCUUUCAUUAUCUACUUCUGUUAUAUUUUCUAUAUAAUUAUUCAGUACAAUUAGAGACAGGAACAUAUGAUAGAAGACCUGCAGAUUAUUUAUAUAUGCUUAUGUUUAAUUGGCUUUCACUUGUUAUAAUUGGCCUUCUUUCUAGAGUUAUGCUCCUUCUUGAUCCUAUGGUUUUGAGUAUGUUAUAUAUUUGGUGUCAAUUAAAUAAGGACGUUAUAGUUUCAUUCUGGUUUGGAACACAAUUCAAAGCAAUAUAUCUACCAUGGGUUUUAGCUGCUUUUAAUAUGAUUUUGCAAGGAAGUGCCAUGAGUGAAAUAUUGGGUAUAUUGGUGGGUCAUCUAUAUUUUUUUCUUAAGUUUAAAUAUCCGCAAGAGAUGGGUGGAAGAUCAUUUCUUGAAACACCAAAUAUUUUAUACAAAUAUCUGCCAAAUCGGGUAGGUGGCGUCAGUGGAUUUGGAGCUCCACCUGUAUACCGCUCUGCGACUACUACGAGGGAUAGCGAAAAUGAUACUAGUGGGGAUAUUACUUCCACUAGGCGAAGAUAUGCUUGGGGUCAGGGAAGGAGAUUAGACGAAUGAAUAUUCCUCCGCUGCUUUGAUUUUAUAUAGUAUUCCUGUUAUUAAAUUUGUCUAAUAACACGUCUUUUCGAUGUAUUCGAACAAUAGAUUGUUUUUAUAAGUAAUUAUAUAGAAAAAUAGACAUUUUUGGGACCUAUUUAUAUUUCGAUCGCCAAAUAUUUUAUUUAAUUGUAAAUAAUA
Molecule: messenger RNA, 1003 nt
Organism: Gordionus sp. m RMFG-2023
Lineage: Eukaryota; Metazoa; Nematomorpha; Gordioida; Chordodea; Parachordodidae
Product: derlin-1-like
Exons: 7
Coding region: 35-823 (262 amino acids)
Biological process (GO): endoplasmic reticulum unfolded protein response
Cellular component (GO): endoplasmic reticulum membrane; Hrd1p ubiquitin ligase ERAD-L complex
Molecular function (GO): ubiquitin-specific protease binding; misfolded protein binding
Source: RefSeq, a predicted model, not a curated record